GAGCGGCGACCGGCCAGACCAAUCGCCGCGUCGUUUGGCGACUUGGGGAGGGAUGCACCUUACGAGACUAAAGAUCGGCGCGAGCCGGGGUCGGGUCCACAGCUGGACCGGACCGGUUGGCUGGGCGGAAGCCGGGCUUGCUUGCACCCGGGGCCAUGGCCCUUCUCCGGGAGCGCGGGGUCAGCCCCCUGGUCAAGUACCUGCUCUUCUUCUUCAACCUGCUUUUCUGGGUGAUGUCCAUGGUGUUGCUGGCUAUCGGAAUGUAUGCUCGGCUGAUCAAGCAUGCAGAAGCAGCCGUGGCUUGUCUUGCUGUGGAUCCGGCCGUUCUGCUCCUGGUCAUCGGUGUCCUGAUGUUCUUCGUCACGUUCUGUGGCUGCGUGGGCUCCUUGCGGGAAAACAUCUGCCUGCUGCAGACGUUCUCCUUCUGCUUGACCCUGCUCUUCCUACUGCAGCUGGCUGCCGGUGUUCUCGGAUUUGUCUUCUCUGACAAGGCCCGGGGGAAGAUGAGCGAAGUGCUCAACAAGGCGAUUGUGUACUACCGAGAUGACUUGGACCUGCAGAACCUGAUUGAUUUGGGGCAGAAGGAGUUUGGCUGCUGCGGUGGCGUCUCCUACAAAGAUUGGUCCCAAAACAUGUACUUCAAUUGCACACCCCAAAAUCCCAGCCGGGAAAUGUGCUCGGUGCCUUAUUCCUGUUGCCGGCAACUGGAAGACCAGCUGGUCAUCAACACCAUGUGUGGCCAAGGGGUGCAGAGGCUCAGCUACCCAGUAGCCAGCGAAGUCAUCCACCCCGAUGGCUGCAUCCAUCGGCUGGUGGACUGGAUGCACAGCAACCUCCUGCUCGUGGGCGGGGUGGCCCUGGGCCUUGCGCUUCCCCAGCUGAUCGGGAUCCUCUUGUCCCAACUCCUGGUCAGUCAGAUCAAAGACCAAGUCAGAUUCCUGAGCUAUAGCCAGCAGCAUCGGGCCGAUUACUGGUAGCAAAAGGACAAGCGUCAAAUGACCAAAAUGGCCACUUGGUUGAGGACCAGAACAUGUCCAAGGAUUUCCUGAUGGACCUUGAUAUGGAUACUCAUCAAGGAGAGAAGCAGCCUAGAACGAAGGAGAAAUUUCCUGAGACUGAGGACAAUUAAUCAGUGGAACUACUUGCCUCCAGAAGUUGUGGAUGCUCAACCAACUGGAGGCUUUAAAGAAGAGACUGGACAGCCAUUUGUCUGGAAUGGCAUGGGGUCUCCUGCCUGAGCUGGGGGUUGGACUAGAAGACCUCCGAGGUCCUCUUCCAACUAUAUGAUUCAAUGUACAAUUUGGAGAAAUAAGGAGGAAUUUCCUGUGGAACUGCUUGCCUCCAGACGUUACGAAUGCUCCAACACUGGACGUUUUCAAGAAGAGAUUGGACAACCCUUUGUCUGAAAUGGUCUAGGGCAGU
Messenger RNA from Crotalus tigris (Tiger rattlesnake), 1422 nucleotides. It is a transcript of the gene TSPAN33, whose product is annotated as tetraspanin 33. The coding region runs from base 156 to 977 and encodes 273 amino acids. Lineage: Eukaryota; Metazoa; Chordata; Lepidosauria; Squamata; Viperidae. The record is from RefSeq and is a predicted model, not a curated record. Gene Ontology annotation, cellular component: membrane. The transcript is spliced from 8 exons.